This is a messenger RNA of Acanthopagrus latus (yellowfin seabream), 2920 nucleotides long. It is a transcript of the gene tut1, whose product is annotated as terminal uridylyl transferase 1, U6 snRNA-specific. Gene Ontology annotation, molecular function: RNA binding; poly(A) RNA polymerase activity. The transcript has 10 exons. Lineage: Eukaryota; Metazoa; Chordata; Actinopteri; Spariformes; Sparidae. Bases 203 to 2596 code for a protein of 797 amino acids. The record is from RefSeq and is a predicted model, not a curated record. Gene Ontology annotation, cellular component: mitochondrion.
CUAAAUAGGUUUAACCGGAACGUGAAUAAAGCAGAAGAACAACCCGGACACACUUUGGGGACGGACCAGAAACAAACGCAGGGCAGACGCUGGAGGGAGAUUUGAGAGGCGCAUGGACAUCCCGUCGGCCCCAGAACAUUGCUGAAGUCUUAAGCGGUCGAUUUGUUUGUCGUUUCAUCGUCACAUUUUACGUUUUGCCAUCAUGGAAGCAGAUGGUGACAUCAAAACGACGCCGAAAGGUUUUCACUGCACUCUGUGCAAUGUCAACUUACCGAACGAGCCAAGCUUGGAUCAGCACGUCAAAGGGCGGAAACACAAGACGCUGAGCACUGUGCGAGCCACCAGGAAGGCCCAGGAGGAGCACAGUGUGUUUGUCAGCGGCAUCAAGCCUGAGAUCUCUGAGACUGACGUAGUUGAGUACUUCCAGCAGUUUGGAGAAGUCUCAGAUGUUAUCAUGGAUAAAGACAAGGGUGUGUACGCCAUCGUGCAGUUCAGUGAGACUGACAGCGUGCAGGCAACGUUGUCCCGCGUCGAGCAUCUGAUGAAAGGCCUGAAGCUGCGCGUCAAAUCCCGGGAAAAGAAAGAGUUCAAGUUGAUUCCCAAGAAGAAGAAUGACUUCCAGAACCUCCAGCAAGCUCUGGACCGGCUCAAACCUCAGCUGUGUCAGCUGGCGUCCGUGGAUGCACAGAUGCACUUCAUUUUAGAGCGAUUCCAGCUGGGUGAAAACGAGAAGAAGGCCAGAGGUUUGCUGGUUCAACUCCUGCAGGAGGUUUUUGUGGAGUUUUUCCCAGAAAGCCAGAUUCUGCAGUUCGGUUCAUCUGUCAACACUUUCGGCAUCCACUCCUGUGACUUGGACCUGUUCCUGGACCUGGAAAACACUAAGGUGUUCCAGGCCCGUGCCAAGUCCACCACAGAACAGGCAGGCGAGGGCAUGUCAGACGACGGCCGCUCUGAGGACUCCAUCCUGUCUGACAUUGACAUCUCCACCGCCUCUCCAGCAGAGGUGCUAGAACUUGUGGCGGCAAUCCUUCGACGCUGCGUCCCCAGCGUGCACAAAGUCCACGUGGUCAGCAGCGCUCGACUCCCGGUAGUCAAGUUCCAUCACCGCGAGCUUAACCUGCAGGGGGACAUCACCCUUAACAACAGACUAGCAGUGAGGAACACCCGUUUCCUCCAGCUGUGCUCAGGGAUGGAGGAGAGGCUGAGGCCUCUGGUGUACACCAUCCGCUACUGGGCCAGGCAGAAGCAGCUGGCUGGUAAUCCCAGCGGUGCCGGUCCCCUGCUCAACAACUACGCGCUGACGCUGCUGAUCAUCUUCUUCCUGCAGAACUGUGAACCUCCCGUCCUCCCCACAGUGGACCAGCUCAAACACAUGGCCUGUGAGGAAGAAGAGUGUGUGAUUGAGGGCUGGAACUGCACCUUCCCUAGUCAGCCUAUUGCUGUGCCCCCGAGCAAGAAUAAACAGGACCUCUGCACCCUCCUCGCUGGCUUCUUCUCCUUCUAUGCUAACUUUGAUUUUGCCAGUAGUGUCAUAUCUGUCAGGGAGGGCCGUGCACUCCCAAUCACUGACUUCCUCGUCCACAAUGAAGAGGAGCAGGCCAUGGAAGAGGAAGAACCGACCAAGAGCCCUCACCAAGGUCCCAAACUGGGCCCCCUAAAUCUCCUAGACCCAUUUGAGCUGUCCCACAAUGUUGCUGGCAACCUGAACGAACGCUCCCACCGCAGCUUCCAGAGGGAGUGCCAGGAUGCAGAGAAAUACUGCCGCAGCCUGCAGUACCAGCGCAAAUCCACCAAGGGGAAGUCCUGGGGUCUGGUGCGCCUCUUCACCCCCCACGGGGAGGCCGCCCAAACCAAAACAGAGCAGCUGUCCAUCAGUAUCCCCUUUAAAUCAGCGUCGCUCCCUGAAGGGCUGCGUAAUCAGCUGCACAUGGCGGGAGAUGGUUUCCGGUGGCUGUGGUUUCAGAAGGUUUGCUCUGCUGUGGAGGGAGUCUUCCAAAAUGUUCUGAGGUGUCACCUCACUCCCUCCACAGAUGCCGUCUUUGGCGAGGUUUCAGCCGAAGGAAUGGCGACUGCCUCAGCUUCCCUAAACACAUCAUUGAAUGACAGCUAUGACAGUGUUGAAUCCCAAAUCGAAGCCAGCCCUCAGGGUACAGCUGUGCUCGGUGCCAAGCGGCCGCUAUCCUCUGGCAGUGACGCUUCUGUGUCGCCUCAAGGCAAAAAGCCAAGGCUGGCGAAAAGGGGGAAGCCUGAGCUCCCUCACUGGAUCUGCGCGCUCAAGCACGUAGUGUGGGCCGGCAGGAGGAAGGUGAGAAGAGAGCUGAGCAAAGAUGCAGACACGAGGCCAGAGGGCAGCUGUGUUGAUCUGGAGUCCCAGGUCACAGCUCACAUCAUUGAAAAAGAGCCAGAGCUCAAGGAGCCCCUGGAGGUCAAGGUCCAGGCCCAGAUGGUGGGUGGGACAGAAAGCACAAAGGCAGUACUCCUGUUUGAGCCGACCAGUGACCAGGCAGGAGUUUUUCAAGACUUCUUUCAUUUCCUGGAAGCCUUCUUGCCAAAGAUGGUGGAGACAUUGCUGGAGAAAGACGUGGGUAGUGCAUGAAACGGGGACUUUUUUUCUUCCCCAGAUUUCUCGGUUAAAUCUAAUAAUUUUGUGUUUUGUUUGUUUUGAAUCAAAGAUGCGACUGCUGCUGCUUGUAUUAACCCUUGAGAGUGAGACAUGAGAGUCAGACUGUGGCUUUAUACUGACCAGGCAUCUAUUAUAAUAUUUGUAAAUAUGGGCUUUGUCCUAAAGUCGAGUUUGUAGCGUUUUCAUGUAUACUGUAUAUUUGUAUGAGUUUGUUUCAGAGUAAGACUUCCUGAUUGAGCCUCCUUUUUAUGUUUUGAAACAUGGCUUGAUUUUAGUACAUUUCUGUUUAAAAAAAAA